CGCACUGCCACCAUCGAAUCAGCCCGGCAACUCUUGCCUCUCCUGGUGCUUGCAGACACCAAAGCUGGAGGCAGGAGGGCAGACUGGUCACACACCCGGUCCUGGGGGGACCUAACAGGGGAAUGUCCUUCAUCAGAGGAUGGAUGGAGUGUGGAUGAAUUUAUCUAAACACUGGUAAAACGGGAACAUGGAGCAUGGUCCAGGAGUUUUCCCAUCACUUGCAGGGAAGGUGCACCAAGCAGGACAGGCUGAGUGCUUUGGGAUCCACUAAGCAACGGGGAGGAAGCAGCGAGGCAGAGGAAGGACGGGCAAAGGGCAGGCAGACAAAGGCUGCCACCUGCUGCCCAUAAAAACCUCUCCAAGCCCUAAAACAGGACAAAAUCCAGAUCUGUGCAUGCAUCUUGAAGCACGGGUCCAAGCUCUCACAGUGCCAUCGCCCCACAUGGGAGAACCACCAGCAGCUCAGCCCAGGUGCAAAGAAGACACUCGGAGAGGGAAGACUGUCACAAAAGGGCCAAAAAAAUGCCAAAGGGAUGGUGAAAAUCACCCCGGGUAGUGGAGAAGGAGUCUCCUAGGACACUUCCCCAUCCCACUCUGAUACUGGGAGCCACUAUUAAGAAAAGUGAGAAGCAGCGCAGGAGCAUUGCCCUGGCUGAGCUCAAUUUCUCUUCUCACGAGCCCUGCACUGCUGCAGAGUUCGUGUUCCUUCCAGGCCAGGGGGACAUCGCAAACCAUGUCACCAGGAGCUAAUUUGGUAGCGAUAAUAAAUAUUCCGUCCGAGUGAUGGGUGGGAGAUCUGGACCUCUCCUCUGAAGGUUGAGCUAAUUAAUCCCCUGCCUUCCUCCUCUGAUGUCAGGCUUUCUCAUGAGGCCAUUGCUGGCCCUAAUUAAAAGGCUCUUCAAGAUGAGUGUCCCCUGAACACCAGUUGCAUUUUGGAAGUGACAAUAAUUACAGAAAUUUCUUUGGUAGAAUAAUAAUAAUUAUCCAACCACUAGAAGAAAGGUCCCAGGAGGAGAGGACAGAAAAUGGUGGAGAAAUCAUGGAUUAGAGCCCUCAUCUCUUCUGGUGGCUGGUGUUGGGCGAGGGAGAAACAUGGCCCCGCUUCCUUAAGGCUUGCUGUUCUCUGCCCAGUGACUGUAAACCUAUAAGAAGUGCAAAUUUGGCCCCCCCCCCCCCCAAGCACUGAACCGUAUAAUUUCUUAUGCCAAGAGCUCCCCCAGUGUCUCCAAACCACGCAGAACUGCAGUCUGACAUCAGUCCUCCGGCCGAGCAGCCCUUAAGAUCUUGCCCAACCUCCUGGCAUCUCCAGGGGUCCCAGGCUUUGCUCUGUGUCCACAGGGAGCUGUCAGCACCAAGCACACCUCUCCUCCAGGACCAGACCCAGUUCCUUAGGGUUUCCAUCGCUUCUGCUGUUCUCCAGCCUUUUUUCUAUGGCUGGAAUCGGGGAUUUUAAAAGGAUGAGCCCAGUUCCCAGGAGAAGCCCCUGCAAAACUAUUGUCCUUGGCCUGACGAGUUACAGAUGUUCCCCGUUUCUGGUCUGAGCCUGGAUGUCCCAUGGGAUAAAAUGCUGACCCAGAUCCACAGCUGCCCAUAGUGCUUCCAGUCACCCCCGAACUGAUGAAAUGACAUUGAUCCCCAAUUCAGAUUUGGCCCCGGGGGGCAAGACUGGGCUUGGUUGGAAAGUGGUGUCUGUCCACCUUAUGAGCUGUAAGCCUGAAUGUUACCGUGCAGAAGACAGCAGCAAGUGCUUGUGUGCUUUUUUUCUUUCCUUUUGUUUUUUUUCUUUUAUGUUUUUAACUCACACCAAAGGUGUUUGGAAGGGCAGCCCUGCAGGCACAGAAAUCAUCUCUCCGUGCAAGAUGUGCUGUGGCAGUGAGGGGGACAGCUCACCUGAGAGGAGGAAACCGAUGGGUCACUCCUGUGGUCCAAGCAGUGAAAAAAAUAAAAGAGAAGGAGCAAUGACAAAAAAUCCACCUCCUCCCUAAAGGCGUAAGCUGAAAAAUAUGGCAACAACUAUAUUUUUGCAACAGCCCCUCUUAAAAAAUCCUGUAAUGAUUCAUAAUGACCCAUCCAACUAAAAAGAGGAGUACCGAUGACCUACCUGUCAGCUUUUAGCAUCCUGCUAACAAGCUUAAAAGCACCGGUAAGGAGUAGAGUUUAGCCACAACCAGCUUGAAGGAGGAAAAUAGGAUCUUGCUUUUAGGGGAACGGUUGUCCCUGCAGAAGGAAGGCAAAUGAAGAUCAUCCGCUGGCUGUACCUCUCCGGGCUGGUGUUUGCCGUGCUGAUCCCGGCGGGGUGGCAGAUGGGUCCCAAGGACCUGGCCAACACGUCCAGAUGGCACUCAUACAAAUCCCAGAGCACCCACAGCUUUGCGUCCAACAUCAAGCGGCACUCGGAAGGCACCUUCACCAGCGACUUCACUCGCUACCUGGACAAGAUGAAGGCCAAGGACUUCGUGCACUGGCUCAUCAAUACCAAGCGCUACAGCUCCACAAAGAGGUACCUGAAGGAAGAGCCCCCCAGCAUCCCCUUCCCGGCCACUGUCCUGCCAGCAGCGUACAAUUAAGUGGCAAACCAAGGCAUCCCAGCAGCGCCAGCCCGUGCUUCGUUUCCCAGCCGCCUCCCGAGAGUCUGCACCCACCACCGCUGCCGCUCAGCUUUCCCUUCCAACCUCUUCCCCACCUGUGUUUUCUCUGUACCUCUGCCUGCAGCGCCGCAGACCCUGCAGCUUUCCCCAGAUUGCAAUAAAACCCUUGCUAAAACUGUUUUCUGAU
Molecule: messenger RNA, 2775 nt
Organism: Oxyura jamaicensis (ruddy duck)
Lineage: Eukaryota; Metazoa; Chordata; Aves; Anseriformes; Anatidae
Product: exendin-3-like
Exons: 5
Coding region: 2235-2567 (110 amino acids)
Biological process (GO): negative regulation of apoptotic process; adenylate cyclase-modulating G protein-coupled receptor signaling pathway; positive regulation of insulin secretion involved in cellular response to glucose stimulus
Cellular component (GO): extracellular region
Molecular function (GO): glucagon receptor binding; hormone activity
Source: RefSeq, a predicted model, not a curated record